AUGUCAAUCUCAUGGCUGUAUUCGGUCCUUCUGACCUUGACCUUUCUCCCCAACACUGCUGCAUUCGAAUGGGACGACUUCACCAAUAACUUGGCAACCGACUUAGGACCUCUCAUUGCGCUAUUUGGCGAGCAAGUGACAAAGCAAUUUCUAAGCGAAUCUCUGACUACAUGGGACAACAUAAUAUUUGCAGUAGCGCCAUUGGGAAUCCUUACGGCUGUGGUUUCAGCAAUCCGUGUUUGUGGCAGCCCCUCUCUGCGAGCCUUUAUUGGAAGAGCACAAGAAGGUCCUGGGAUUGCGGAAGCUGAGCUGCUAUCCUGCACAUCAGAAACGACAUCUGAAUUGUGGAACCAAGGUGGAAUCGCUCGAGUGUUUGGCAGACCACAAAUCCUAGAAAUAGUAAGGACUACGAACAAAGACAAGGAAACGUGCAUGAGGCUCUUCGACCAAGCUUGUGGACAACUGAAGGAAGAUGCAAGUAAGGAGUCGGCCAGUGGAGAACCAUCAUGGAUUGUCGAACGAGACGAAAAAACUUCCCAGUUUGACACCCGUGGACACCUUAGCCCUAAUCUCUCGCUGAACUUUGGAAUCAAAAGGCUACGCAAAGCGUUCACCUACGGUGCAGCUAUCCUCGGGCUAACGCUGCAGAUUGUCUUGGUCUAUGCAGGACUGACUGCUUACCGGUUCCCUCAAAACUUUUUGUUGAACGACAAACCGAUAGAGAGAUACGCUUUCCCACUGACUUUCUCCGGUACACUAUUGGUGUGCUGUGGCAUGUUUCUCUGCGCUUACAUCAUUGAAAAUCAGACGGAUGAGAUAUAUUAUAAGCGGAACCAUCGCGUUACAAGCCAGUUAUACUGGAUACAACCAGGUGGUCAAAAGAUUGGCGAUCAGGUUUUCGAAGCGUUUGUGGGGAAAAGCGACGACGCUGAGUACAUUAGGUCAUCGAGAACCGACCGGGAUCGCCCAUGGGUAGACAUUAUCCUAUGGACAGCAGUGGUCAUGACGACAAUUGGUUUUGUAGUCCAAUUUAUUGGACUCAGAGGGAUGCACUCAUCUGUCACUGUCGCUCAACUGAUUUCUACCUUGAUCAUGGCAGUUGUAAGAGCAGGCCUUCGA
Molecule: messenger RNA, 1119 nt
Organism: Bipolaris victoriae FI3
Lineage: Eukaryota; Fungi; Ascomycota; Dothideomycetes; Pleosporales; Pleosporaceae
Exons: 3
Source: RefSeq, a predicted model, not a curated record